GCAUCCCUCGGGCGGCGGCGGCGGCGGCGGCGAGGCGGCGAGGCGAGGCGAGACGAGGCGGAGGACCGUGUGCUGCGGGGCCGGUGGCGGGUAGAGUUGUGAGGGCGGCGAGGGACCUGAGAGGUAGUCGGGCCGGUGUGGCCGCCGCCGCCGCGAUGCAGGAAAUCAUCGCCAGCGUGGACCACAUCAAGUUCGACUUGGAGAUCGCCGUGGAGCAGCAGCUCGGGGCACAGCCGCUGCCCUUCCCCGGCAUGGACAAGUCGGGAGCUGCUGUCUGCGAAUUCUUUUUGAAAGCUGCCUGUGGCAAAGGGGGCAUGUGUCCAUUCCGCCACAUCAGUGGCGAGAAGACCGUUGUGUGCAAACACUGGCUGCGGGGCCUGUGCAAGAAGGGGGACCAGUGUGAGUUCCUGCAUGAGUACGACAUGACCAAGAUGCCCGAGUGCUACUUCUACUCCAAGUUCGGGGAAUGCAGCAACAAGGAGUGCCCCUUCCUGCACAUCGACCCCGAGUCCAAGAUCAAGGACUGCCCUUGGUACGACCGUGGCUUCUGCAAGCAUGGUCCCCUCUGCAGACACCGGCACACGCGGAGAGUCAUCUGUGUGAAUUACCUCGUGGGAUUCUGCCCGGAGGGGCCCUCGUGUAAAUUCAUGCACCCUCGAUUUGAACUGCCAAUGGGAACCACCGAGCAGCCCCCACUGCCACAGCAGACGCAGCCUCCGACAAAGCAAAGUAACAAUCCGCCAUUACAAAGGUCGUCCUCCUUGAUCCAGUUAACGAGUCAGAACUCUUCUCCCAAUCAGCAGAGAGCCCCGCAGGUCAUCGGGGUCAUGCAGAGUCAAAACAGCAGCGCAGGCAACCGGGGACCCCGGCCGCUGGAGCAGGUCACCUGUUACAAGUGUGGCGAGAAAGGACACUACGCCAACAGAUGCACCAAAGGGCACUUGGCCUUUCUCAGUGGACAGUGACAGCAGCUGGAGCCAGCUCAGAGCAGCCCAGAGGGGUUGAGAACCGUUGUUCUCAACCACUGUUGAGAACCGCUCUGGGCCCUCGUUGGGAGCGUGCACUGAACUGUUUCACGCCGGUGUUGGUGCCACACUGGCUGGGGCUGGCAGGCAGGCACACUGGGGUUAUCGUUCUGAGGGGCUACAUCAGUUUCCCUAUCAUUUUGCUGUAAUCAGUUCUUAAAAGGGGACAGGUGCUCUAGUUUGGUCCUUCCAAGUCGGCAUCAUGUUUGUCUAGCAUCCACACCUCCUGUCCGGAUCUCCCUGCACACCACCAAUCUGGGGAGGGGAGGUCGUGGCGAAGGGUUUGUGCUAAGCAGGCUGUAUGGAAGGCAGCCCUUCCCCUCGAGGCCUCAUCAUUAAACACCAGUUCUUGGUGACUCCGGGGGCUGGUGGAUCAUUUAAAGCUUCAGCCAGGUCAUGCCUGCUUCCUCCAUGUCCUGCUGAAUUCAGAAGCUGUGCCUAUCGAUGUGAUUUGAACGAGGCAGCCCUUCAGGGCAAACUUAAGUGCACUUGUUGCCUCGACCUGGUCCUGCUCCAAGGCAGCAGUGGUUGAGAGGAAGGGCGCAGGGCUCUCAGGUGUGAGGGUCUUUUUCCUCUGGGCUGACUUCCUUGGAGCACCUACUUGACAGUGGUAUAUCUCAAAGGUAUACCUUCAGCUGGAGCUGCAGAGCACCCAUUAAAUAGAGGACACGGUCCAUCUGUGCACCUACCUCCUGCCCCGCCAAGCAUCUGUACAGGCACUCACCUCUGGCCUCCGGAGACUAUCCUGCCCCCGAACCUGGAAAUGUGAAACCAUCACCUGCAACCUGCUGGGCAAGUGGGCCUAUCCAAGUUCCAUUACAAGAACACUUUUUAUGAGGUUGAUUAAAGCUUGUUUUUUAAGCUGCGUCUCAUUACUUCAGGGACCCCACGCCAAGGAGAGGACUCCUGCUGCUGGCCCCACGAGAUGCUCGGCACGAAGCUUUGGUAUCGUGUUUGCUUGUCCCCUUUCGACAUGUGAAUCUCCUGGAGGGGAGGGAGGCUGCAAGGGGAAGGAAGGGCAGGAAGGGCCUCUGUCCUGGCAGCUGGUAAAGUCUGGAAGCUUGGCCUUUGAACAGCCACGUGGCAGGUCUCCUUACUCCAUCUCAGAUGUUGGAUGAUAAUGCUUAUUCAAAUGCGGAUCUUCUACGAGAUAAUUAGCCAUCUCAGCCUUUACACCCCAUGCAGUAUGUUCUUACCAUACACCCCUCAAGAAACCAGUUCUGGCCUUCCUGUCCCUUUACUGAAGAUCUCUGAUGAAGGCUAAGGAUGAGGGGGCUGGAUACAGGGGCAGUCGUGAGCUCUUGUCAGGGCCUCUGUUUUCCUUUGCUCCCCUGAAUCCUCCCACAGGUGAAGAAGUUUCCUUACCAGGAGGGCCCACACUACUGCAGCCUGCCUAAUGCAGCAAGAUGGGGGAGGAGAAGGCAUUCUCAGGCACUCAGCCUCAGUUCUGAUGUAAAAGUAUCAGCUGACAAAAAGCCAGAAGUACUUAGAGUACUUUAGGUGCAAAGAGCAGGGAAACCCCUCUGGGCACUUGACAGGCUUAACUAGAUGACACCCCACCUCCAGUGAGCUGGAACGAGGUCCCAAAGCC
Messenger RNA from Zalophus californianus (California sea lion), 2616 nucleotides. RefSeq names its product cleavage and polyadenylation specific factor 4 (gene CPSF4). The coding region runs from base 156 to 965 and encodes 269 amino acids. NCBI's taxonomy places the organism in Eukaryota, Metazoa, Chordata, Mammalia, Carnivora, Otariidae. The transcript has 8 exons. Gene Ontology annotation, cellular component: mRNA cleavage and polyadenylation specificity factor complex. Gene Ontology annotation, molecular function: RNA binding; zinc ion binding. The record is from RefSeq and is a predicted model, not a curated record.